Molecule: messenger RNA, 630 nt
Organism: Eimeria tenella
Lineage: Eukaryota; Apicomplexa; Conoidasida; Eucoccidiorida; Eimeriidae
Exons: 3
Cellular component (GO): cytoplasm
Molecular function (GO): zinc ion binding; aminopeptidase activity
Source: RefSeq, a predicted model, not a curated record
GCACUGACGCUGCAGCUGCCGUCCACGGAAGUGCUGGCGCAGGAAAUGAGUCCAGUGGACCCCGAGGCGCUGCAGGCAGCAGUUCGAUCUGCCCGGAAGGAAUUAUUUGAAGCUUUUUCUGAAGAGCUGCAUGCAUUAUACAAGCAGCUGACGCUGCCGGAAGCAGCAGCAGGAGAAGCAGCAGCAGCAGAAGGGCUGGAUGCAGCGAACGUGGCGCGCAGGCGGCUGCGCAACGUGCUGCUGCGGCUGCUGGCAGCACCUGGAGAUGCAGCAGCAGCAGCACUCGCCUACAAACACUACAGCAGCAGCAAAUGCAUGACGGACACUUAUGCUGCGCUGCUGGUCCUCGCAGACAUGCAGCAGCCGCAGCGGCAGCAGGCCUUCGACCACUUCUACGAACAAGCUAAAGGGGACCCGCUGCUGGUGGACAAGUGGUUUCGGGCGCAGGCGGGUUCGGACCUGCCGGACCAGGUGGAGCGAGUUGCUGCGCUGCAGCAGCACGAAGCAUUUACAAUCAAAAACCCCAACAGGCUGCGGGCUUUGCUGAGUGCUUUUGUCUUCAACAGGCCCCACUUCCACAGGAAAGACGGCAAGGGUUACCAGAUCAUUGCCGACGCUGUCCUCAAAUGA